Molecule: messenger RNA, 297 nt
Organism: Gongylonema pulchrum
Lineage: Eukaryota; Metazoa; Nematoda; Chromadorea; Rhabditida; Gongylonematidae
Source: the annotation of a GenBank genome assembly
CAGUACCAUGCACUGGCGAGAUGCAUUGAGCUAAGUUGGCGGCGUGGCGAUGUGGAGCAAGCCGAGAAGUAUCUGAAAAAUGCUCUGGAUGCGAAUCCCCGUGCCACAGUUGAUGCCGGCUUCAAUUACUGCAAGGGACUACACGAAUGGUGUGCCAAACUUUGUCUUACAAAUGUCGUGUACGUGGUACAUACGCGAAAAAAAACUACAUGGAAAAUAAGUGCACGUGAUGGCUAUGGUACGCGUAACGGGAAUUUGGUAAUUUGGAAAGCUAAAACCUAUAAUAUGUGCACUUGA